Mesocestoides corti is the source of this 1605-nucleotide messenger RNA. NCBI's taxonomy places the organism in Eukaryota, Metazoa, Platyhelminthes, Cestoda, Cyclophyllidea, Mesocestoididae. The record is from the annotation of a GenBank genome assembly.
AUGGCUCCGGUACUAUCGCGUACCGUUGCCGUUCCGCCUCAGUGUCCGAGGAGGACACGGCGUAAACUUUCUGGACAAAUUUUCUCACCCAUUUAUGCAGUGCCUGCGUCAGAAAGCACUAACGACGAUGUUUUUGUCAGUGCCGAGCUCACAUCAAUCUCUCAAGAGUCUAAUUCGUCUCUAGGUUCGCUGUGCAUUCAGGAUCUCAAACGUGCACAAAUUAAGUCCGCUUCUAUUGCACGGGCUUGUCGUAAAUCACGCCGACGUCCGAAUCUUGUGUCUUCAAGCUGCGGCAACUACCGUCGUCAUCGUCGGGGAACGUGUCAUUUAUCACUUCUACCAAACCCACAAACCAAUCUAGUUCCUCACUUCCAAUCUUCUUCAACUCCUCUCAUUACUCAUGUUACUCCGCCGACGUUGGUUCCCGUUUGGCAGUCACCUAUCCAUCCUAAAAGUGGCCAGGAGCAGCAAGAUUCUGUCGGAAGCCACUGCAUGUCUCAUUCACCAGAGGAAACGUCUUGGCUUAGUGACUCUUCAGCUGAUGCUUCUACCGCAUCGUCGUCAACAUCUUCUCUCUUGCCUACUAGCAGUACUGAAACAAAGGGUGAUGCUGAUGGGGAGGAAGAUGUCUCUCUGGUAACAUGUAUGGGCGUGGAUGUCGUGACACCUGAGGUUGUGGAUGCUGUUGAAUCUAUGGAAGAGACACAGCCUGCUACGGUGCCCACGGCUGAGGAAUAUGAGGCGGAUGCUGGUGAAUUGUGUGAAGUAGACCCAUUUGCGUUUAUUCGGACAUUGCCCCCGGUAUCCGAUGAACUGUUCGCCCACCCGCCUGCCUUGCCGAAGCGGACACGGUCCUGCCCCGAGCACUGUCUGGUUUUGGAUCUGGACGAGACCCUAGUUCACUGCAGUCUUGAGCCUCUUGUUGAUGCUCAGUUCGUCUUUCAGGUCGUUUUUCAAGGUGUAGUCUACAUGGUGUAUGUACGCGUAAGACCGCACCUUUUCCAGUUCUUGGAGCGGGUUUCUGAGCUCUAUGAGGUCGUUCUCUUUACAGCGAGCACCAAAGUUUACGCAGACCGGCUUGUUAAUCUUCUUGACCCCAAGAAACAAUGGAUAAGACAUCGACUGUUUCGGGAAAACUGCGUUUUUGUCAACGGAAACUACGUGAAGGACCUGCGCGUGCUUGGCCGGGAUUUAACAAAAACGGUCAUAAUAGACAAUUCACCCCAGGCUUUUGGCUACCAGCUAAGCAAUGGCAUACCUAUCGAAAGUUGGUUCACCGACCAAGAUGACAACGAACUCAUGAAGCUCCUCCCCCUCCUCGAACGACUUGCCCAAACGCCCGAUGUGCGGCCCAUCGUUGACAGCCAGUUUCGAUUGCAAUCGAAGGUGUUCCCGAAGGAGCAUCCUCCCCUCCAGUAUCCCCAGUGUCACCACCACCCGCCUCUCCCCAGUGUAAGCGCGCGUUGUCCAGACGGUCGUGAACGGGACGGCGGAGGGAAGGAUGGUGCGUGGGGAGAAGUUGGUCAAAGGGAGCGGGUCGGUCUGGCUAUCUCUUGCCCCCAGCCCGAGAUUUUAUCGCGAAUUACAGAUUACCCAACCAUCUAA